CAAAUUGGACCAUGCUCCAGUUGUUCGACUUGUCCAAGAACUCGUUCAGUGGAAGCAUACCAGCGCAAAUCUUCAACUUCACAAUUCUCAGAUAAGUCAUCUUGUCUCACAACAAGUUUACAAGUACCAUUUCUAAUCUCAACGGCAUGGAGUUGCCCAUAUUAUGCCAAGUAAAUGAAUUGAAAGUCUUGGAUCUAUCACACAACCAACUAUUUGGAGAGCUCCCUAGUUGCAUUUGGAGCUUGCGGUAUCUACAGUUCUUGGAUUUGUCUAGCAACACUUUGGUUGGGGAAGUUACAACCAUGAUGACUAACUCCAUGUCUUCAGUAAGUUCACUACACCUAUCCAACAACAACUUCACGGGAUCCUUUUCAGCAAUGUUAAAGAACUUCAAAAACCUAACUAUUCUAGAUCUUGCAAACAAUAAGAUUUCUGGAACAAUUCCUCCGUGGAUACGAGAGACCAAUCCUUUGUUGAGGAUUCUAAUACUACGAUCAAAUAUGCUCCAUGGAACUAUCCCGUGGCAACUUUCACAACUCUCAUAUCUCCAUCUGCUUGAUCUAGCAGAAAAUAAUUUUACAGGUUCAAUACCGAAUAGUUUCGCUAACAUGUCUUCAAUGUGCCAGCCUAUAAAGGAAACAUACAUUGACAAUGGACUUGGUGAAAUUAUACAUUCAUAUCACGAUGAAGUUGACAUAGUUUGGAAGAGACGAGAUUAUAAUUUUCAAUCAGCAGUUGACUCGAUGAUUGCUAUAGAUUUGUCAAGAAAUUCUCUUUCUGGUCAGAUCCCUUCGCAGUUGACAAAUCUAAGAGGUCUUCGUUCUCUGAAUAUGUCAGGAAAUUAUCUAUCUGGAGGAGAGAUACCUACAGGAUAUCAACUCAGAACUCUUGAUGAUGCCUCAAUUUAUAGCAAUAAUCCAGGACUCUGUGGAUUUCCCCUGAACACUACAUGUAACAACUCAAUUCCCAGGUCAAACAUACACGGUCAAGAAUAUGAAACCCUUUCGUUGUGCUAUUGGGUAAUUGCCGGUUUUGUUUUUGGUUUCUGGCUAUGGUUUGGCGCAUUAUUUCUCUGCAAGUCCUGGAGGUUUGCUUUCUUCAAUUGCGUUGAUGUCACACAAUAUGGAAGUGUUAAAAAGAUUAAGCAGAGAGAAGAGGACUCUUCUUCCCAUUUAGCCCACCUGGGCGUCUCAGAGCUCUACUAAUAAUUUAAUGCAUGAUCUCUCUAAGCUUACUUGAAGCCUGAAGGCGCAAAGGGCAUGUAACUUUGCUGCUGAGAUCUCCUUUCUGAUAAAUGGGCAGAAUUGGCCUAUAGUAUCAUGAACAAGGCUGAAUUUAGUCA
Molecule: messenger RNA, 1342 nt
Organism: Panicum virgatum (switchgrass)
Lineage: Eukaryota; Viridiplantae; Streptophyta; Magnoliopsida; Poales; Poaceae
Product: receptor-like protein EIX1
Exons: 2
Coding region: 147-1205 (352 amino acids)
Molecular function (GO): protein binding
Source: RefSeq, a predicted model, not a curated record